Messenger RNA from Physella acuta, 2052 nucleotides. RefSeq names its product basic proline-rich protein-like. Gene Ontology annotation, biological process: positive regulation of fat cell differentiation. Gene Ontology annotation, cellular component: nucleus. The record is from RefSeq and is a predicted model, not a curated record. Lineage: Eukaryota; Metazoa; Mollusca; Gastropoda; Physidae.
AUGUCCAGUCUGUCCAGCUAUGUCCAGCUACGUCCAUCUAUGUCCAGCUAUGUCCAUUCUGUCCAGCUAUGUCCAGCUAUGUCCAGUCUGUCCAGCUAUGUCCAGUCUGUCCAGCUAUGUCCAGCUAUGUCCAUUCUGUCCAGCUAUGUCCAGCUAUGUCCAGUCUGUCCAGCUAUGUCCAGCUAUGUCCAGCUACGUUCAGCUAUGUCCAGCUAUGUCCAGCUAUGUCCAGCUAUGUCCAGCUAUGUCCAGCUAUGUCCAGCUAUUUCCAGCUAUGUCCAGCUAUGUCCAGCUAUGUCCAGCUAUGUCCAGCUAUGUCCAGCUAUGUCCAGCUAUUUCCAGCUAUGUCCAGCUACGUCCAGCUAUGUCCAGUCUGUCCAGCUAUGUCCAGCUAUGUCCAGCUACGUCAAGCUAUGUCCAGCUACGUCCAGCUACGUCCAGCUAUGUCCAGCUAUGUCCAGCUACGUUCAGCUAUGUCCAGCUAUGUCCAGCUAUGUCCAGCUACGUUCAGCUAUGUCCAGCUAUGUCCAGCUAUGUCCAGCUAUGUCCAGCUACGUCCAGCUAUGUCCAGCUAUGUCCAGCUACGUCCAGCUAUGUCCAGCUAUGUCCAGCUUUGUCCAGUACCUCUUCGAGUUUGGGACCUCCCCGUACCCCCUGCCCCAUAUCCCAGGGACCUCCCCGUACCCCCUGCCCCCUAUCCCAGGGACCUCCCCGUACCCCCUGCCCCAUAUCCCAGGGACCUCCCCGUACCCCCUGCCCCAUGUCCCAGGGACCUCCCCGUACCCCCUGCCCCAUGUCCCAGGGACCUCCCCGUACCCCCUGCCCCCUGCCCCAUAUCCCAGGGACCUCCCCGUACCCCCUGCCCCAUAUCCCAGGGACCUCCCCGUCCCCCCAUGUCCCAAUGACUUCCCCGUACCCCCUGCCCCAUAUCCCAGGGACCUCCCCGUCCCCCAUGUCCCAAUGACUUCCCCGUACCCCCUGCCCCAUAUCCCAGGGACCUCCCCGUCCCCCCAUGUCCCAAUGACUUCCCCGUACCCCCUGCCCUAUAUCCCACGGACCUCCCCGUACCCCCUGCCCCAUGUCCCAGGGACCUCCCCGUACCCCCCUGCCCCAGGGACCUCCCCGUACCCCCUGCCCCAUAUCCCAGGGACCUCCCCGUACCCCCUGCCCCAUAUCCCAGGGACCUCCCCGUACCCCCUGCCCCAUAUCCCAGGGACCUCCCCGUACCCCCUGCCCCAUAUCCCAGGGACCUCCCCGUACCCCCUGCCCCAUGUCCCAGGGAUCUCCCCGUACCCCCUGCCCCAUGUCACAGGGACCUCCCCGUACCCCCUGACCCAUAUCCCAGGGACCUCCCCGUACCCCCUGCCCCAUAUCCCAGGGACCUCCCCGUACCCCCCUGCCCCAGGGACCUCCCCGUACCCCCUGCCCCUUAUCCCAGGGACCUCCCCGUACCCCCUGCCCCAUAUCCCAGGGACCUCCCCGUACCCCCAUGUCCCAAUGACUUCCCCGUACCCCCUGCCCUAUAUCCCAGGGACCUCCCCGUACCCCCUGCCCCAUGUCCCAGGGACCUCCCCGUACCCCCUGCCCCAUAUCCCAGGGACCUCCCCGUCCCCCCAUGUCCCAAUGACUUCCCCGUACCCCCUGCCCUAUAUCCCAGGGACCUCCCCGUACCCCCUGCCCCAUGUCCCAGGGACCUCCCCGUACCCCCUGCCCCAUGUCCCAGGGACCUCCCCGUACCCCCCUGCCCCAGGGACCUCCCCGUACCCCCCUGCCCCAGGGACCUCCCCGUACCCCCUGCCCCAUAUCCCAGGGACCUCCCCGUACCCCCUGCCCCAUAUCCCAGGGACCUCCCCGUACCCCCUGCCCCAUAUCCCAGGGACCUCCCCGUACCCCCUGCCCCAUAUCCCAGGGACCUACCCGUACCCCCUGCCCCAUAUCCCAGGGACCUCCCCGUACCCCCUGCCCCAGACAAGAGGGAAAUGUGGGCUUAGUAUGAGGUUGAUAAGAUUUGAGUCAGAGUCUGAAGAGUCAGGGAGUCAGGAGUCAGGGUAA